CUCUCUCCCUCCUCGUCUCCAGAAAAAGGACGGCGGGUGGAAUCCGGGAACGCGAAGCAAGGCGGCGGUGCAGCAGCCAUGGACCGCGUGCAGCUCCUCCUCGUCGGCCUCCCCGCGCUCCUCUUCAUCUCCGACCUCUCCCACAUCUUCGCGCCGCCGCCUCCCCACCUCCGCCACGGCCACCAUCCCCCGCACCAUCCCCAUGGCCAUCCGCCCCACCAUCCCCACCCGCCGCACCACCCCCACCCGCCGCACCACCAUCACCCGGACCCUGCCGCCGCUGCCAUACAGCUGCAGCCAGAUUUGGACGGAGCUGGAUACGGCGCCACCGUGGAGCUGCAGUUCUGUGCGUCCUGCUCGUACAAGGGAAAUGCAAUGACCAUGAAGCGCAUGCUGGAAACAUCCUUUCCGGGCAUUAAUGUUUUCUUGCAUAAUUAUCCUCCAGCCUUCCCCAAACGGGUACUGAGCAAAGUUAUGCCAGUUCUUCAAGUUGGAGCCAUUGGAACAAUAAUGGCUGGUGACCAGAUUUUCCCCAGACUCGGCAUUGCUCCACCUCCAUGGUUUUACUCGUUGCGUGCCAAUAGAUUUGGAACCAUGGCGUCAAUUUGGCUAUUUGGCAACUUUGCUCAGUCUUUCCUGCAAAGUUCUGGUGCCUUUGAAGUCUACUGCAAUGGAGAUUUGGUUUUCUCAAAAUUAGCUGAACAGAGGUUCCCUAGCGAGUUUGAGCUGCGUGAUCUCAUCGGCAGCAGACUGCCACGUUCUGCGUUUGGGAAAAAUAUGGGAAACGCCUUGUCUUAGACGGUGAUUUCAGAAUAUCAUGCUCUGCGCUGAUGCAUUGCUACUAAGGUGUUUUAUGGUUAGCUAUCCUUCCGAAACGCCACAGCUUGCUUGUAUGUAAACAGUACCUGAUGUGUGUGUGUGUGUGUGGUUUGUAAAGGUCCUAAAAAGCAACUUGGCACGAGAUACUGACAGUGUGAUACUAUUGUAUGAACACUCCCCAUAAUCGUGAUUGCCUGAUAAUGUUAUGCUACUA
Lolium rigidum is the source of this 1033-nucleotide messenger RNA. RefSeq names its product selT-like protein. Lineage: Eukaryota; Viridiplantae; Streptophyta; Magnoliopsida; Poales; Poaceae. The record is from RefSeq and is a predicted model, not a curated record. Gene Ontology annotation, molecular function: thioredoxin-disulfide reductase (NADPH) activity. Gene Ontology annotation, cellular component: endoplasmic reticulum membrane. Bases 79 to 798 code for a protein of 239 amino acids. The transcript has 4 exons. Gene Ontology annotation, biological process: cell redox homeostasis.